Molecule: messenger RNA, 6288 nt
Organism: Gadus morhua (Atlantic cod)
Lineage: Eukaryota; Metazoa; Chordata; Actinopteri; Gadiformes; Gadidae
Gene: znf423
Product: zinc finger protein 423
Exons: 22
Coding region: 1096-5475 (1459 amino acids)
Biological process (GO): regulation of transcription by RNA polymerase II
Cellular component (GO): nucleus
Molecular function (GO): DNA-binding transcription activator activity, RNA polymerase II-specific; RNA polymerase II cis-regulatory region sequence-specific DNA binding
Source: RefSeq, a predicted model, not a curated record
CCUCUCCUCUCAGCCUGCCUUCCUCUCAGCCUCUGCUUCAGCCAACCCGAGCUGUGCCGAGCUGCUCCCUGCGGGAUCAGAGCGCUCCCCCGCCGGGACCCUUCUCUCACAUCCCCCUGCUGGGACGCGGCUACAUUUCCAGCCAAGCACUGCCUGCUUUGGCUUUAUUAUGUGUGUCUGCGCCGCAGCCCCGCCAGCAGAGGCAAGCAGAGGAGGAGGGAGACUGGUAGCCAGAGUCAGGACAAAGAAAAAGCAGGGAGACAGAGGCUAGCGAAGGGUUAGACUCGUAUAAAUAUUAGGUUAUACUAAUCCUGCGACUGCCGAGGGCUUAAGGACAUAUUUUAUAAAGAAGUGAAGGCGAGCGGGGUAGAGAAAACGGCAUUCCCCUCGGGUAGAGAUGCAGGGAGAGAUUGUUAUGUCCAUGCCACCAGACCACCACCACUAGUGUAGAAUAGCCGGACGGGCCAGGAAGGAUUGUUCGGGUUCGGGCGCCGUUUCCAGGAUCGUCGGAAGGGAAAAGACUGCAAUAGUUGUAAUAAACUGCUCCAUAAUCCUAGGCGAAACCGAUAGAACGGCUGGAAGAGAUCGCGUUCGCUGAACGCCUUGAAAACGAGUGUCGACUCAAUCAACAAGACUGUCGCGUAUUGCUCUCGCCGUGUUGUCAUCUCGACCGUUCUGGUGUCCACGCAUGGCUGUCAGCUCGUGCCCGACCGCCUGCUAAAACUCAGGACGGACGGGCCAGCGAAAGUCGCGCGGAUCCUCGGGCAAAGCGCUGGAGAACGUCAAGGAACAAAAGAGACCGACGGCGGAGCGGCACGCGCUAGGAGGAAAGGACGAGAAGUUCCGUUUUCUACAGGUUGGUCGAGUCCGGCCGCAGACGAAGUGAACGUGUUGAAGAGCGUACGCGAAAGCAGUUUCUGCGGGCUUUUUUUUGUGCAGGACUGUAAAGCACGCCGACUCAAGUUGCCGCAUUGCAACAGGCACAUUUUGCAAAGUGAAAAGCAAGACAAGAUAACAACGCUUCACUGAUUUGUAUGUCCACCUGAAAAACACUGAACAACAAAGUGACUUUACAGUAGAAGUUUGAACCGCGAGAUGUCGAGACGAAAACAGGCCAAACCGCGCUCCGUCAAAGCAGUGGAAGAUGGAGAGUCUUCCGAGUGUGGGGGAACCUGGGAUGAAUCGAAUGUCCAGACAGACGUCCCCGCUGCGGAGGCGGAGGCGGAGGCCAAGCUGCGUCGCGGGGGAGGGCUGCCCGACGAGGACCACGACGAGCCCAACGACCUGGACCCGGACGACGACCUGGACGACGAGUCCAUCUUCACCUGCGACAACUGCCAGCAGGACUUUGAGUGCCUGGCCGAGCUCACGGAACACCGCACACACCACUGCCCCGCCGAUGGUGAAGACGACCCCGCCGGUCUCAACUGGGUGCCCUCUUCCCCGUCCAGCAAGGACAUGGCCUCCCCCUCCCAGCACGGCUGCGGUGACCUGGGCCCCGGUGAGGAGGAGGGGGGCGCCGGCCUGCCCUACCCCUGCCAGUUCUGCGACAAGUCUUUCAGUCGUCUGAGCUACCUGAAGCGCCACGAGCAGAUCCACAGUGACAAGCUGCCCUUCAAGUGCACCUUCUGCAGCCGGCUGUUCAAGCACAAGAGGAGCAGAGACCGCCACGUCAAGCUGCACACAGGUGACAAGAAGUACAGCUGUCAGGAGUGUGAGGCGGCCUUCUCUCGCUCCGACCAUCUCAAGAUUCACCUCAAGACUCACAGCUCCAGCAAGCCCUUCAAGUGCAGCGUGUGCAAGCGUGGCUUCUCUUCCACCUCCUCACUGCAGAGCCACAUGCAGGCUCACCGCAAGAACCGAGAGCACCUGGCCCUGAGGGCGGAGCGGGACGGGGGCCGGAAGGGCGGCGGCGGCGAGGGGGACCUGGACCAGGACCUCUACAUGUGUGACUACUGCGAGGAGACCUUCAGCCAGACGGACGAGCUGGAGAGACACGUGCUGACCCGCCACCCCCAGCUGUCGGACCGCGCCGACCUGCAGUGCAUCCACUGUCCCGAGAUCUUCCUGGACGAGGCGUCGCUGCUCACCCACAUCGAGGCGCAGCACGCCAACCGCAAGCACAAGUGCCCGGUCUGUCUGGAACAGUUCCCCUCCGUGGAGGAUGUCUACUGCCACCUGGACAGCCACCGCCAGCCUGACUCGUCCAAUCACAGCGCGGCCAGCCCGGACCCGGCGCUGGGCAGUGUGGCGUCCAUGAGCUCGGCCACGCCCGACUCCAGCGCCAGCCUGGAGAGGGGCUCCACGCCCGACUCCAUCCUGAAGACCGGCCGGGCCGCGGAGCGAGGCCGCCGGCGGGGCGCGGAGAGCGGGGAAGACUUGGUGCUGAACCUGGGUCAUCUUGCCGCAGGUGGGCACUGGUCCAAGGUCACCUACUCCUGCCCCUACUGCUCCAAGAGGGACUUCCACAGCCUGGCGGUGCUGGAGAUCCACCUGAAGACCAUCCACGCCGACAAGCCCCAGCAGAGCCACACGUGCCAGCUGUGUCUGGACACGCUGCCCACCCUCUACAACCUCAACGAGCACGUGCGCAAGGCUCACCGGGGCAACGGGGGCGGCGGCGGCGGUGGCGGCGGGGGUCCGGUGGCCACGGCGGCCGCGGCCUUCCCCCUGCUGCAGUUCACCAACGUGUCGGCGUUCCACUGCAACUACUGCCCCGACAUGUUCGGAGACAUCAACUCCCUGCAGGAGCACAUCCGUGUGUCCCACUGCCUCCCCGGGGGGGUCAUGGCCGGCUCCACCACGCUAGGUGGGUUCGAGGGGAACCACGCCUUCUUCUGCAACCAGUGCUCCAUGGGCUUCCUGACGGAGUCGUCGCUGACGGAGCACAUCCAGCAGACCCACUGCAACUCUGCUCUGGGGGGAGGGGCUGCGUCAGGCGGGGGCGUGACCAAACUGGAGUCCCCGGUGCUUCAGUCUGCCUCUCAGUCCUUCAUGGAGGUCUACUCCUGCCCGUACUGCACCAACUCCCCCAUCUUCGGCUCCCUGCUCAAGCUCACCAAGCACAUCAAGGAGAACCACAAGAACAUCCCUCUGGCCAACAACAAGCGGCAGGCCAAGAUGGCGGACCUGAGCCCCGCCUCCUCCGACGUGGAGAUCUCCUCGCCCAAGCGUCACCGGUUCGGCGGCGACUCGGCCGGCUCCAACGGCGACUACCCCUGCAACCAGUGCGACCAGCGCUUCUCCAGCUUCGAGGGCUUCCAGGCCCACCUCAAGUCCCACCUGGAGCAGCUGCUGCGGCGGCAGUCCUGCCCGCAGUGCAACAAGGAGGACUUUGAGUCGCAGGAGGCCCUGCUGCAGCACCUGACGGUGCACUACACCACCACCUCCACGCAGUACGUGUGCGAGAGCUGCGACAAGCAGUUCACCUCGGUGGACGACCUGCAGAAGCAUCUGCUGGACAUGCACACCUUCGUGCUGUACCACUGCACCCUGUGCCAGGAGGUGUUCGACUCCAAGGUGUCAAUACAGGUGCACCUGGCGGUGAAACACAGCAACGAGAAGAAGAUGUUCCGGUGCACGGCGUGCGCAUGGGACUUCCGGAAGGAGUCAGACUUGCAGCUCCACGUCAAGCACAGCCACCUGGGCCAGAGCAACAUUCUCCCGGGGGGCAUCAGCGCAGGACUAAAGCCUCGCAAGUGCAUCUUCUGCGGGGAGACGUUCGGGACCGAGGUGGAGCUCCAGUGCCACAUCACCACGCACAGCAAGAAGUUCAACUGCCGCUUCUGCGGCAAGGCCUUCCAGGCCAUCACCCUGCUGGAGCGCCAUCUGCGGGAGAAGCACUGCAUGACGGACGGCGGGAACGUCAUCACCUGCAACAGCAGCGGCGCCGGCAGCCAGAACGGCACGCCCAACGGCGUGGCGCAGCCCUCCAACAAGCGCGGCGGCGGCGGGGGCGGGCCCACCGGGAACGGGGGCGGGGCCGAGAGGACCUCAGUGGCGGCAGCGGAGCAGGCGGACCUCCAGAACAUGAUGCUGAAGAACGCGGCGGCGGCGGCAGCCGCCGCCGCAGGGGGGGGAGGGGAGGCGGCCAACAGCCACGAGGCCAGCGGCGGGGAGGAGGAGCUGGACAACGCCGAGCCCAUGUACGCCUGCGACAUCUGCGGCGCGGCGUACACCAUGGAGUCCCUGCUGCAGAACCACCGCCUGCGAGACCACAACAUCCGCCCCGGGGAGGACGACGCGGGCACUCGCAAGAAGAAGGCCGACUUCAUCAAGGGGAACCACAAGUGCAACGUCUGCUCCCGCACCUUCUUCUCCGAGAGCGGCCUGCGGGAGCACGCGCAGACGCACCGCGGCCCCGCCAAACACUACAUGUGCCCCAUCUGUGGAGAACGAUUCCCCUCCCUGCUGACGCUCACCGAACACAAGGUUACCCACAGCAAGAGUCUGGACACGGGGACGUGUCGCAUCUGCAAGAUGCCACUGCAGAGCGAGGAGGAGUUCAUCGAGCACUGCCAGAUGCACCCCGACCUGCGCAACUCGCUCACGGGCUUCCGCUGCGUGGUCUGCAUGCAGACGGUCACCUCCACGCUGGAGCUCAAGAUCCACGGCACCUUCCACAUGCAGAAGCUGUCGGCCGGGGCCACGCUGGGGGGAGGAGGAGGAGGAGGAGGAACCGGAACAGGAGGAGGAGGAGCUGGAGGAGGGGGGGUGGGCGCUGGCAGCGGCUCCACCUCUUCGUCGCCCAACGGGGCUCUGAUGCAGCAACACAAGUCCUACAAGUGCGCCCUGUGUCUCAAGGAGUUCAAGAACAAGGGCGAGCUGGUGAAGCUGGACGUCAACGGCCUGCCCUACGGCCUGUGCGCCAGCUGCAUGACCAGGAGCACAAACGGCCAGAGCCCCACACAGGGAGGGGCUGUCACGCCAGGGGAUGCCCAGUUGGAGAAGCCUAUGUCUGGGCUCAGGUGCCCAGAGUGUGGGGUGAAGUUCGAGAGCUUGGAGGACCUGGAGAGCCACGUGCAGACGGACCAUCCCGAGGUCAGCCCAGAUAGCCUGGGGAAGAAAGCAGAGGCAUCGCCCGCGCCCAAGAAAAAGACCUACCAAUGUAUUAAAUGCCAAAUGACGUUUGAGACGGAGAGAGAGAUCCAGAUCCAUGUGGCCAAUCACAUGAUCGAAGAGCCCGCCGGACGGCAAGAGGAAGGCAUCAAUCACGAGUGCAAGCUGUGUAACCAGAUGUUUGACUCUCCGGCCAAGCUGCUGUGUCACCUGAUAGAGCACAGCUUCGAGGGCAUGGGAGGAACCUUCAAGUGUCCCGUCUGUUUCACAGUGUUUGUCCAGGCCAAUAAGCUCCAGCAGCACAUAUUCGCCGUCCACGGGCAGGAAGACAAAAUUUACGACUGUUCCCAGUGUCCGCAGAAGUUCUUCUUUCAGACCGAGCUACAGAACCACACGCUGAGUCAGCAUGCGCAGUGAGCCUCCUCGCCCGGCUGGAUACCCGGGCCCACCUCCACACCCCAUCGCCCAACCCCCCCCCCCCCCCCCCCACCCGACCCAGAGACGGUGGAGGGUUGGAGGGGUGGGGCGGGAGGGAGGGGGGUGCGAUCUCCACAUCGCAGCCAAUCAAAGUGUCAUUUGCUACUCCCAUGUAAAAGUCUAACGAUUGUGCCGCUGGGCACGGCUAUUAGGAGAGACUGGAGGGGGGGGGGGGGGGGGAUUAAUGGGAUAUACUAUUAAAGACCCACACAGAAACAUGAACAUGAAUGAAGGGAGAUGGAUGAGGAAAAACAAAAAGAGAGGUGGGGGGGAAAGGUAUUGUACAAGCAGUAUUCUUUAUAUUUGUCCUUCUACCAAGCAGCCAGCCCCCGGUCGUCCUCCCCACACUCCACCUCUCUCCACCUCACCACACCCACCCUCCCCUCCUUCCUAUCGGGCUCUUUUUUAUAAUGAAAACCCCCUGGAAGAAAACAAAAGAAAAAAAAAAUAUUGUUUUGUGUUGUUUUGUUUUUAAAAUUGUAGGAAAAUUGUAUUAAAAAAUGACAGGUGCCAAUUUCUAUUUUCUGUUUUUUUUUUGUCAUAUGCGCUUAUUUUUCCUUCUUAUUUUCAUUGUUGGAUCUUUCAUUUAUCACUGUAAGUAGGUACUUGUGCCGUGUUGUGAUUGUUUACCAGUCCAGUUUUUGUCCCCUUCCCACAAACCUCUCCUUUUUAUGAUUGUUAAAUAUAUAUUUUUUCCUUUUUGUAAUUACUAUGGAAAAAUACAUCAAACUAAAUAAAGUCCAGAAAAACAUA